CGUUGUAGAGGGAAAAUGUGCGUUAGCGUGCGGACUGAGGGAAGCCCCUAGUUAGCCAAGAGUGGAAACAUGGAUGAUGAGGAGGUCGCCGAGAGCUGGGAAGAGGCUGCCGACAGCGGGGAAAUGGAGAGGAGACUAGAGGAAAAACUUAGAAUCAGUCAAAAAGAAAGACUUUCAAGUGGCAGUUCGAGCCGCUCUCCGAUGAGAACAGCGAUCGUAAUUCAGGACGAUUCCCUCCCCGCCGCACCCCCACCUCAGAUCCGUAUUUUGAAGCGACCCUCCAGUAAUGGAUCUUUAGGAUCAUCUGCGCUGCAGACUCGACCCUCCCCGCAAGUGAAAUCCUUAGCUCAGCGAGAGGCAGAAUACGCAGAGGCAAGGAAGAGAAUCCUCGGCAGUGCAACUCCUGAUGACACGCCACAGGAGAGACCCAACUCAGACCGAUCUCCACGCGGGAGCAGCCAUACACUUUCAGAGGAAAACAGACCAGGAAACCAUGUGGUUCGACAGCCAGCAGGUCCAGACGGUACACAAGGCUUUCACCACCAGCGCAGAUAGGAAUAACAGCCUUUCCUGGGAGACCAGAGGAGGCGAGCAAGGGUCUCCCAGAAUAGGGUUCAAAUUAAAAUCAUUUUUAUCAAUAUUUAGGAUGUGGGAUGUUCUUCAAACAAAUAUUAAAAACCCUCUCGAAUCCAGCACAGCCCGUGUGGAAUGUACCGGGGGAAAGAUACACGAUCUAGCGAAGCAGAUGUUGGAAACUUUCCCUGCUUUUUACACUGUGAUGAGGACCUCGCCUCCGGACACUGCUCACUGUGAUGUCCAGCCCCAAUGAAAUCCCUUAAAAAUCAAACGAAAACGGAGAGAAACGAAACCGAACUGCAGAACUAUCGUCCCUUCCUCAGCCUAUCACCUCAUGUAAGCAAAAUCCUCUGAAAAGACGAUCGAGACGGAAGAAAACAAGCGUGCUAGAAGCGACGAACGAAAGGCACCAGCUUCCUUCAGCAAUAAUUCUAGAAAUCUCACCAAUUACUCAAACCUCCCUUCCACAGUUCUGUCAAGCUUUUUGUAUUGCUUGUGUUUGUCUUUUGUUUUAAUUUUGUUGGUUAUUACCGGUCUGCUAAUUGCCAUAUGUUUUUAAAUAGGUAAGGAAGGUAUGUUGUGGAAACUCGAGCUGACUUUCUUUAUUGUUUACGGUUAUCUGUUGUUGUUUUUCUUAUGUUUUAUUCAUGGGUCUUCCUCUGACUGUCCUGAUUUCUACAAAGUAAAAUGAAUAAAAAACAAAAAAACAUUAGUAGAGAGUUAAACGAGUGCAACGAAAUCACAUUUUAAGCCGUUUCUAUGCCUUUUAUAAUAUGAUUUAAAGGUAGUCAUUUUUAGAUCUGUGCAUUUUAACGGAAAAGAUGAGUUGUGUAAAUAUUUGUCGUGCUGGGAGGAACUGAAGAAAGUGAAACGGGGUGAGAUGAAAAAACAAAACAAAAAAAAAACAGGUUUUGCUGGCUCCCCUCGUCUCACUUUCUUAAAUCUGCUGUUGGCCAUUUUCUUUUCUCUCUCUUUUUGAUUUAUUUACUUAUGUAGGAACUCAGGUUGUUGUGAGGAAUUAUGAGCGAAUGAAUGAAGUUGUGUAUUGCUGGAUAGGUUUUUUUAACUGAAUGAUGGUGCAAUGUUAAGCGUACACGAUGAAGUAUGGCUUCAAGAUCAUUUGAAAACACAUCUAUGACUACAGAAAUAUCCUAUAAGAGUUUAUUUAACGUUUAUUGAAACCUAAGAGACGUGUGUGUGUGUGUGUGCGCGCCGCACCAGUGGCUUAACUAAGCAACUUGUUAUUGAAAGUGUUAAGUCAGUUGAUCUAGUUGCUUUGGCUCUUGCAAUACAGUGUCUACAUAUGAGGAGCCAUACUACUACUUUUCUUGACUGUAACUCCCUGCUUAUUUCUUUUUCUAAUUUACUUCCUUUUCUGUGCUGUCCACGAAUGAAAACUCCUGCAGUUUAUGGAAAUACCCUUUAAUCUGACGUGUCAUCGUUCACCCAUUGUGCUGUAAAAAAUCAGACCAGACGGGUUUGUCAUGCCCUGCCUGAACACAGAAAUCUGCCUGUAAAUACUUUUCAAAAUGCCCAUUUAAUAAAGACUUUUUAAAUAAUG
Messenger RNA from Danio aesculapii, 2137 nucleotides. It is a transcript of the gene szrd1, whose product is annotated as SUZ RNA binding domain containing 1. NCBI's taxonomy places the organism in Eukaryota, Metazoa, Chordata, Actinopteri, Cypriniformes, Danionidae. The coding region runs from base 70 to 555 and encodes 161 amino acids. The record is from RefSeq and is a predicted model, not a curated record. The transcript is spliced from 4 exons.